Glycine soja is the source of this 1108-nucleotide messenger RNA. RefSeq lists its product as uncharacterized. The transcript has 4 exons. NCBI's taxonomy places the organism in Eukaryota, Viridiplantae, Streptophyta, Magnoliopsida, Fabales, Fabaceae. The record is from RefSeq and is a predicted model, not a curated record. The coding region runs from base 231 to 752 and encodes 173 amino acids.
AAGCAUAGCAAUUAGCAUAGGUAAAACGUGGGAAUGAAUAGGAUGAGAUUGAGAUGAUAACAACGAACGACGCCGUAUGAACCCCUCAAACCGUACAACACGUAUCUUCCAUUAUUAUAAAUCGAAUCCAGCUCCCAUUUCUCUCUUCCUCUCCUUUCUCGUAGCUCCACAUCCCUUCAUUUCUUUCUCUCUCUCAGGCGUUCUACUGUGGAAUAAAGUUGAUUUUGAAGAUGAACUGUUAUGGUCUUCAGCAGAACGCCUUUGCAGCCUGUGAAGAGAUGAGAGGCCCUGUGAAUUUUGUUGAACAGAAGGAGCCUGUCAUUUGCCCUAAGCCGCGCCGAGUUGGGGUUGUAUCUAACAUGCCUAUGAGGCAUUUGAGAUGGCAUUUCAAUCCACAGGCUGAGGGUUCUGACUCAAAAGCUGGGGCAGAGCUAUUAGAGAUAAUGUUUAAGAAGGAGAGCCAUGGGGAGGAAUUUUCAAAUCAGGUAGCUUCAUCUCCUCCAUUUUUUUGUGGGUCUCCUCCGGGCCGAGCUGCAAAUCCCUUAGUCCAGGAUGCUCGUUUCGGAGAUGAAAAGCUUUGUCCGACAUUAUUAAUUUCAUCGCCCUCAGGUUUACUAUCUCCAUCAUCAGCGUCACGCAAAGGAGGGUGUGUUAGGAUGAGUUUCGGACUUAAACCGGCUGCAGUUAGAGUAGAUGGAUUUGAUUGCCUCAACAAGGAUUGCCAGAAUUCUAGGAUCCCUGUUGUUGCUUAAACUCCAUUCAGAGAAAUGUAUAUAGAGGAAGCUGAGUGUGACUGCUUAUAAAAAUGACUUGACUUAACUAGGAUGAAUAUCUUUGAGUAGGUUGAGGGAAAUGCUGAAGAAGCAAACCUUGUGUUCUUGAGAAGGUUUGAUGUGUAAAGAGAGCAUCUUCUUUUUAUAAUAUAUGGUUGGAUCUGAGUGUUUUCUAAAUAAUUUUUAGGUCAUCACCACGAGAAUGUCCUGUAUAGAGAUUUGGUGAUUUUGGUUAUCAAUUUUGUGAAUAUGGUUAGCUAAAUUUGAAAGAACUUUUAUUGUGUUUAAUGAAAUUAAACCGGCAUUUAUAAAGAGAAAUGUCAUUUUCUAGCCCU